GGGGGCGGGGCCCGACUCGGGGCGGGGCCACGCCGAGGGCGGGGCAGGGAGGCAGCAUGCUAAACCGGGUGCGCUCGGCCGUGGCGCACCUGGUGAGCUCCGGGGGCGCCCCGCCUCCGCGCCCCAAGUCCCCAGACCUGUCCAACGCGCCCUCCGCGCAGCCUGCCGUCCCUCCAGAAGCGCCCAGGAGCCCUCCGGCGAGGGCUGGGAGCGGGAGCUCGGCGCCCGCGAAGACAGUAGAGGCUCGAGCGAGCUUCUCCCGACCGACCUUUCUGCAGCUGAGCCCAGGGGGGCUGCGACGCGCUGACGACCACGCUGGCCGGGCUGUGCAAAGCCCCCCGGACACCGGCCGUCGCCUGCCCUGGAGCACGGGCUACGCCGAGGUCAUCAAUGCUGGCAAAAGCCGGCACAAUGAGGACCAGGCUUGCUGUGAAGUGGUGUAUGUGGAAGGUCGGAGGAGUGUUUCAGGGGUACCUAGGGAGCCUAGCCGAGGCCAGGGACUCUGCUUCUACUACUGGGGCCUGUUUGAUGGGCAUGCAGGGGGCGGAGCUGCCGAAAUGGCCUCCAGGCUCCUUCAUCGCCACAUCCGGGAGCAGCUAAAAGACCUGGUAGAGAUACUCCAGGACCCCUCGCCACCUCCCCUCUGCCUCCCGUCUACCCCAGGGGCCGCAGGUUCCUCUGAUCCUUCUCACUUGGUUGGUCCUCAGUCCUGCUGGUCUUCGCAGAAGGAAGUGACCCAUGAGAGCCUGGUAGUGGGGGCGAUUGAGAAUGCCUUCCAGUUUAUGGAUGAGCAGAUGGCCCGGGAGCGGCGCGGCCACCAAGUGGAGGGGGGCUGCUGUGCACUGGUUGUAGUCUACUUGCUAGGCAAGGUGUAUGUGGCCAAUGCAGGUGACAGCAGAGCCAUCAUUGUCCGGAAUGGUGAAAUCAUUCCAAUGUCCCGGGAGUUCACCCCGGAGACUGAGCGCCAGCGUCUUCAGCUGCUUGGCUUCCUGAAACCAGAGCUGCUAGGUGGUGAAUUCACCCACCUUGAGUUCCCCCGCAGAAUUCAGCCCAAGGAGCUGGGGCAGAGGAUGCUGUACCGGGACCAGAACAUGACCGGCUGGGCCUACAAAAAGAUCGAGCUGGAGGAUCUCAGGUUUCCUCUGGUCUGUGGGGAGGGCAAAAAGGCUCGAGUGAUGGCCACCAUUGGGGUGACCCGGGGCUUGGGAGACCACAACCUCAAGGUCUGCAGCUCCACUCUGCCCAUCAAGCCCUUCCUCUCCUGCUUCCCUGAGGUACGAGUGUAUGACCUGACACAGUAUGAACACUGCCCGGAUGAUGUGCUAGUCCUGGGAACAGAUGGGCUGUGGGAUGUCACCAGUGACUGUGAGGUAGCUGCCACUGUGGACAGGGUGCUGUCGGCCUAUGAGCCCAAUGACCCCAGCAGGUACACGGCUCUGGCCCAAGCUCUGGUCCUGGGGGCCCGGGGCACCCCCCGGGACCGUGGCUGGCGUCUCCCCAACAACAAGCUGGGUUCCGGGGAUGACAUCUCGGUCUUCGUCAUCCCCCUGGGAGGGCCAGGCAGUUACUCCUGAGGGGCUCAGCCCUGACCCUGCCCCCACCAUCCUAGCCUCUCCAUGCUUACCCUCUGCCAACCCAAAUCAGAAGUUGUCUCCCUGACCUUCUUUAGUGCCAACUUAACUGAAGAAGGGGUGUCAGUUAGAUCCAGAAUUAUAGCUAAUGGCAAAUAAACCACAUGGAUAAAA
Leopardus geoffroyi (Geoffroy's cat) is the source of this 1745-nucleotide messenger RNA. RefSeq names its product protein phosphatase, Mg2+/Mn2+ dependent 1J (gene PPM1J). The transcript is spliced from 10 exons. Gene Ontology annotation, biological process: protein dephosphorylation. The coding region runs from base 57 to 1574 and encodes 505 amino acids. NCBI's taxonomy places the organism in Eukaryota, Metazoa, Chordata, Mammalia, Carnivora, Felidae. Gene Ontology annotation, molecular function: protein serine/threonine phosphatase activity. The record is from RefSeq and is a predicted model, not a curated record.